Messenger RNA from Trichobilharzia szidati, 1300 nucleotides. The record is from the annotation of a GenBank genome assembly. Lineage: Eukaryota; Metazoa; Platyhelminthes; Trematoda; Strigeidida; Schistosomatidae.
AAAUUCCGUAAAUCAGUCAAGUAUUUUUCGGCGAAGCGUAACAUGAGUCAAGUGAACCCAGAAAUGCUUAAGAGCGACGUAGCAAGCCACAAUCAAAUAGAAUAUGACAUAUUGGAAAAUUCAACUGAUCUUAAUUUUACAAAUACAUGCGUUACUAUCAGUUGUCAAUCUACGAUGUAACCAGGAUUAGUAACAUACAUGAGUUGCGAAGACUAUAAUGACGCUUGAUUCAAGCAGAGAAGUAAUUGUCAAACCAUCCAAUGUAUUUUUUCAUCGCUCUGAUAAGGGGAAUUUUAAUACAUGUGAGGUUUUAAUUGUGAACAAAUCGGCUCGAACACUGCGUUUUAAAGUUUUGUCUACUGCUCGGUCCAGAUACACACUUUCGACUUGUAAGGGCCUACUAAAAUCUGGGGAGUUUGUCAAGACGGAUAUUUCGGUAUCGAGAAUCCCAGUGAAUGAUGACGUUGCCAAGGAUUUUUUCAAGGUUCAGUUCUUCGACUCCAUCGACGGUUCUGCCUUUUGUGAACACUACAUAUGUUCAACCAUUUCACGUAAUCCAUCUCAAAAUGUCAUCAGUCGUGAUUCAGAUUCGUGCAGCACUUGGCCAAGUCGAUACCAUGAUGUGGGAUUAUCUGUUGCCAGUCUACGUGCAGCUUCUUUGUCACGCGCAAUUGGAGAUUUAGUUGGGUCUGAAAAGCACUCAGUGAAUUCAAAGGCCUAUUUGUCAGUGGAUCGUGCAAAAAGUUUGGUUUUUCCAAACUUUUCAUCCACGAUGAAGGUACAGAAAACAAUAACAAAUCCGAAUACGUUAAAAAUUGGUCAUGUCAAUAAUGCUAGUGAAACGGGGAACAGUAAAACGGGCGUUUUACUCCUUUAUGAUCUAUUUUAUAGUUUUUUAUUUCUAUUAAGUGUGGUAGUUUGUUUGUUUGGCAUAUUACUACCAUUUCUUCCGUAUGAUAUUAAAUUAUGGUUGUUGUCAAAAAUUCUACGUGAAUCACCAAAAUCAGAUUAUCCUGCCAGUAUGCCUAAUUCACUAGCAUUUCCGUAUGAUGCAAAGUUUUAUAAACAAACGUCUAGCAGUGAUACUACGUAUUCAUCAGCUACUGAAUGCCCUGCAGGUGAUAAUCUAUCAAAGGAUGAAUUCAAUCGUCAGACUCGUUUGGCUUUUGUUGCGUUUAAAGCAGCUUUUCAUAGUAUUUGCAAAGCAUUGAUUGCUUUGGAUCCGUCAGUUGCAAUUGCCAAUAUGUCAUGGUUUUGUCUCGGUUUAUUAAUCAUGUAUCGUUGGACAAAAAGGCGUUAA